Messenger RNA from Bufo gargarizans (Asiatic toad), 2636 nucleotides. It is a transcript of the gene TRAPPC14, whose product is annotated as trafficking protein particle complex subunit 14. Gene Ontology annotation, biological process: cilium assembly. Bases 31 to 1770 code for a protein of 579 amino acids. The record is from RefSeq and is a predicted model, not a curated record. Gene Ontology annotation, molecular function: alpha-tubulin binding. NCBI's taxonomy places the organism in Eukaryota, Metazoa, Chordata, Amphibia, Anura, Bufonidae. The transcript is spliced from 11 exons. Gene Ontology annotation, cellular component: TRAPPII protein complex.
UCGCUUGCUCUCCCCUGCCGGGAUCUCAUCAUGGAGUCGCAGUGCGAUUACUCGAUGAUCUUCCCGGCAUGUCCCGUGUUACCGGCGGACCUCCCGGGCCGGUACCGCUCCCUCCCCCGCCGCAAUCACCUGUACCUGGGCGAGACGCUGCGUUUCCUGCUGGUAUUGCGGCUUCGGAGUUCCGGGGAGGUCGUGCAGGACAGGGCGGGGUCGGAGGCCUGCUGCCGCGGGGACAGUUCUCAGGAGAGCCCGGGGCCUGAGAGCUGCUCCUGGGCCCCGCUGGCGGCUUCUCUCUCCGCGCUGGCCAGUGUGUGCCCGGGGGAGGAGGAGCUGGAGGAGGAGGAGGAGAGCGGCGAGGACGGCGGCGGCUGCUACCGGGGGUGCCGGGCCAUCCUGAGCCAGCAGCAUCCGGCGGGGGCCGGCCCGGGGACCCCCGUCACGGACCCCAUAGUAUCUUGUGACGAGGUCAUCUUCCCCCUCUCCGUGUCUCUAGAUCGCCUGCCACCCUCCACAGUCAAAGCUAAGAUAGUGGUCACAGUCUGGAAGAGGGACUCCGAGCAGUGCCGGGUGAAGGCGCUCGGCUAUCGCUCUCUGCUGCUCAACUCCACCCCAGCGCAGAUCUUCAAGGAGGAGCAGGCCGCCUUCAAGGCUCAAGUGAGUACCCUCCUCACAGUGCUCCCACCUCCCACCCUCAGGUGCCGCCAGAUCAGUGUAUCCGGGAAACACCUCACAGCCCUGAAAGUGCUGAACACCUCCUCUCAGGAUGAACUCUGUAUUCGGGAUGUUCGGAUACUUCCCAACUUCAAUGCCAGCUACCUGCCUGUCAUGCCUGACGGAUCCGUGCUCCUCGUGGACAAUGUCUGUCACCAGUCCGGAGAUAUCAGUAUGGCCUCCUUCCUGCGCCUGCACAGCUGCUCGUCCCAGUUACCCAGCAUGCUCUGCUCCCUGGAGGAGCACAAUUUCUUAUUCCAGCUGCAGACCGGAGAGCGCCCCCCUGAGGAUGCCAAAGAGGGUCUGGAGGUCCCUUUAAUUGCUAUAAUUCACUGGUCCACCCCAAAGCUGCCAUUUACGUCUGGAAUAUACACCCAUUACAAACUCCCGAGUAUCCGUCUGGAGAGGCCGCGGUUUGUGAUGACGGCGCGCUGUGACUCCCCAGUACAGACGCACACCCCUUUUCGGGUUACCUACACUCUGCUGAAUGACUUGCAGGACUUCCUGGCUGUCCGACUGGUCUGGACCCCGGAUACCAACAUGGCGGCAGGCGGUAGGUGUCUGACAGAAGAGGAGCGGCGAGGUACACAGGCAGCGCAGGAGGCGGUCGUCUGCUACACCCCCAUCAAUAGUCUGGGCUUCUGCCGGAAAGGCAGCUCCGUCACCAUCGGCGUCACAUUCAUGGCGCUAAAGGCUGGGCUGUUCGAGCUCUCCCAGCACAUGAAGCUGAAGCUGCAGUUCACGGCGAGUGUUUCUCAGGCCCCUCCGGACGCUCGUCCCGUCUCACGCAGGAGUAGUCCCAGCAGCCCCGCCUUGAGGGACCUAGAGAGACAGCAGCAAGGGGGCGCUCUAGGGAGGUCGCAGUCCUUCUCUCACCAGCAGCCUCCUCGUGGGCAGCUCAUCAGGACUGGAAGCGUGAUGGAGCGGCGCGCUAUCACCCCACCCGUGGGAUCUCCCUUGGGUCGACCCCUCUAUUUGCCCCCCGAGCGGGCUGCUCUGUCUCUGGAUAAAAUUGCAAAGCGGCAGUGUAAAGUCCUGGUGGUGAAUCCGGUCCAGUGACUCGGUGUCGUCAAGAAGGAGAUUCCUUCCCCCCCACUUCCUGAAUGUGGAAGGGGGCGCCAACACAGUCUGGGAUGUGUGGACCAAGCAGCCUGUGCUGGAAGGGAGAUUCAGCCCAAUCCUGGAUCGGGGGAUUAAAGGGCCAACGCACGGUUGGCUCAACCAGGGACCGGAGCCACAUAGUGUUUGCUGGAUGGGGAGACUGGGCUCUGUGGAGCUGGAUGCAGCAGAGUCAGACGGGUAACGGGGCCAAACGGAUGCAGCCUGUGCGGGAACAGGAGGCCACGCAGCCUGUGGGAGGGGUUAGGGAGCGGGGAACUGGGGGUAGACCCUGCCCACGUGGACAGGAAGUGCGAUAUAGCCCCGCUCAAGUGGGCGGGGUGAGAGCCCAAAGAAUGGGGGUGGGACUCCGAUACUGCCCUCCCUGUGAUGUGAGGAGGUGAUGGCAGAAUGUAGCGGGCCUCGCCGUUUUCCACGCCAUCUCUUCCAGAUUUUAUGUUUACAUUUUUAUUAUUUUUAUUUAUACAUUUCAUUUUUGGGAUCCCCCCAGUUUACUGUCAGUAUAUACACUGGAAUCUGAUGGGGGGGCACUCCGCCUAUAGGACAGCAGGAUGAUGGGGGCGCACUUACUUGUGGCUGCGACACUUCACUUUUUUUUUUUUAAUAUUAGUACAGGUCAGAUUUUAUUAUUUUAAUAGAAGAAAAAAAAAAUCGAAUUAAUUUAAAAGGUACAAGAGCCAGCAGAGGGAGACGGGUUAGUACCGUGCCUGUGAUCAAGUGGCAACAUUGCAGUACUGGUGCGCCACCUGCUGGUCUGUGUGCUGUACUGCACCUGUGGUGGUCCACCUGCCGGGUGCUGUGCUGUA